GAAGUAGUUAUCGAUCACGUGUUAGACGACUAGUACUUCCUCUUUCUCUUAGCGUUGCCUUCAUUGACAACACACACACACAAUAACAAUGCCGCCGAAGAAGGACACGAAAAAGGAUACCAAAGCCCCGGCAAAGAAGAAAGAGGGAUCCGGUGGCGGAAAGGCAAAGAAGAAGAAGUGGUCGAAAGGCAAAGUACGGGACAAACUGAACAAUUUGAUCCUUUUCGACAAAGCCACUUACGACAAGUUUGUCAAAGAGGUUCCAUCGUAUAAACUGAUUACACCGUCGGUGGUCAGCGAACGACUAAAAAUUAGAGGAUCAUUGGCCCGACGGGCGUUAGACGAACUUCAUCAGAAAGGACUGAUCCGACAGGUGAUCAAACAUCAUUCACAGAUCAUCUACACGCGUACCACCAAAGCGGAUGACGCGGCCGAAGAAGAGGAGGCCGCAGCAGCCGCUGCUGCCGAGUCAAAGGCGGCCGGAAAGAAGGGCGGAAAACAAAAGUCUUAAUUUAAUAGAUUGUAUUCUUUUCCCAAUAAUAUGUAUAUCUUUUUUGAUGAUUAAUGAAAUAAAUUGAUCCUUUAAUAUGAUAUAAGGUAUUGAA
Messenger RNA from Oppia nitens, 605 nucleotides. RefSeq names its product 40S ribosomal protein S25-like (gene RpS25). The transcript has a single exon. Gene Ontology annotation, cellular component: cytosolic small ribosomal subunit. Lineage: Eukaryota; Metazoa; Arthropoda; Arachnida; Sarcoptiformes; Oppiidae. The record is from RefSeq and is a predicted model, not a curated record. Gene Ontology annotation, molecular function: structural constituent of ribosome. The coding region runs from base 89 to 511 and encodes 140 amino acids.